This is a messenger RNA of Drosophila melanogaster (fruit fly), 1224 nucleotides long. It is a transcript of the gene Acam, whose product is annotated as androcam. Gene Ontology annotation, molecular function: calcium ion binding. The record is from RefSeq and is marked reviewed. Gene Ontology annotation, cellular component: cytoplasm. Lineage: Eukaryota; Metazoa; Arthropoda; Insecta; Diptera; Drosophilidae. The transcript has a single exon. The coding region runs from base 734 to 1180 and encodes 148 amino acids.
AACUAAAGUUUGUCGAAAAUUUGUAGUGAGUGUUCAGUGACCCCAAAAUUUUCCCACCCCCAACCCCUUCCUUUGGCCAUGGAUUUCGAAUUCCUUACUCCGCCGCCAGAGGAACGGACCAUUCGCACCCACAAUCUGACCGAAGAACAGGUCAAGGAUUUGGAGAUUGCCUUUUCCCUGUUUGACGACCAAGACACUAAGGUUAUUCCUAUAACAAAUCUCAGGCAACUAAUGCUGUCUGUGGCCCACUAUCCCAGUGAUAUGGAAUUGCAGGAAAUUCAGGCCGAGAUCGAUGCUGAUGGAUCCGGUGAGUUAUAUCUCAGCGAUUUCCUUCACAUCAUGUCUCAGAGGUACGCAAACAUGUCUACCGAGGAUGAAAUUAUAGCUGCAUUCAGAGUCUUUGACAAAGAAGGAACCGGCUUAAUAUCUGAAUCGGAAUUUCGUCACAUAAUGCAGAACAUGGGGGAGCAAUUGACGGAUGAUGAGGUGGAGGAGAUCAUCCGUGAUGCAAAUUCUGAUUUGGAAGGCAAUAUAGACUAUGUGCGAUUUGUCAGAAUGAUGUCCACUACAUAAGGAAAAAGCAGGCUUUAGGGGUUGGGAACCCGACCUGUCAGUAUCAGUAUCAUCAAAACAGUUUCGGCUCAUUCCCUUUCGUAAAUUCCAACAGUCUAUAGCUCUGCAAGCAUUUAAAAAUAUCUCGAUAAAUACCGAAAAUCUUUGAAAAUUUAUCAAGAUGUCCGAACUAACGGAGGAGCAGAUUGCCGAGUUCAAGGAUGCCUUUGUCCAGUUCGACAAGGAGGGAACCGGCAAGAUCGCCACCCGUGAGCUGGGCACAUUGAUGCGCACCUUGGGCCAGAAUCCAACGGAGGCCGAGUUGCAAGAUUUGAUAGCUGAGGCCGAGAACAACAACAAUGGCCAACUGAACUUCACUGAGUUCUGCGGUAUAAUGGCCAAGCAAAUGCGGGAAACUGACACUGAGGAGGAAAUGCGUGAGGCAUUCAAGAUUUUUGAUCGUGAUGGCGAUGGCUUUAUAUCACCAGCUGAGCUUCGCUUUGUGAUGAUCAAUCUGGGCGAAAAGGUCACCGACGAGGAGAUCGAUGAGAUGAUUCGCGAGGCUGAUUUUGAUGGGGAUGGCAUGAUCAACUACGAGGAAUUCGUAUGGAUGAUAAGCCAGAAGUAGUACAGCUACUUUAAAUGAAAUAAAAAUAUUUGGGGUCACUGCAU